UCGAGGUGUAUAUUGACCGGUAUGAGGUUCAGCUUGGUGUUUAUGGAUCCCCAUCAGCAACAACAAACUUCUUCUUCCACCACCUCUUCAUCCUCCCAAAAUUCAACAAAUUUAAUAAAUUCCUUAGCUAGAGGAACUUUUGAUGAAAAUGCUUCAUUAUAUCGACAUGUUUGGCGUUUAUGGGUUAGAAAUAUUUGUGAACAAUUUUCUGAAUUAAUUAGCAAAAAAUUGUCUUUAAAAUAUUCAAAUGAAAAAUGGUAUGAUUGGGAAGGGCCUCCAAAGCCUUCAGAAAUUACACCUUCUUUUGAACCUUUUUUACGCAAAGUUAAAGAAUUGUUGGAAUGGUUAAGUUCAAAUAUUUCGUCAGAUUCUGUUUUGACUUUUCAACAUUUAACAAAUCAUGAAAUUUGGACAGCUUUGGAUUUGUGUGUUAUUUCACAGACUGCUUUUAAUUAUCGCGGAGCAGCCCAAAUAUUGUAUGAUACAACAAAUGCUUUAAUUCCCCUAUUAAAUCAAUGUUAUGGAAAAAUGCGUGGAGCUGGAGUUUUUGAUGUUUUUAAUGAAAAAUGUAUUUCUGUUCUUUCUACACUUCGUCUACUUUCCUUACCUCCCCCAACAGCUAUAUUACUUAAAGAUGAAAUUAAAAAUAUUCCGGAACAACAAUUAGAUUCAAAAUUGGAACAAUUUGAUAUUAUUGGAAUUAAUAAGGCUAAAGUAAUUCAAAUUUUUGAACAAAGAUGUGAUUUGGUAGCUAUUGAAAAAUUAAUUAGUUGA
Messenger RNA from Meloidogyne enterolobii, 774 nucleotides. The record is from the annotation of a GenBank genome assembly. Lineage: Eukaryota; Metazoa; Nematoda; Chromadorea; Rhabditida; Meloidogynidae.